AUGAAAAGGGGUUUACAAUACUUCUUCUCAAAAUAGAGAAUGGAAAUAUUUUUUUUAAAAGAUUGCGUACAAGGGUUUUAAGGGGAAGUACGCAUUGUGAAACCAGGAUUUUUUGAGAAAUAUCUCUUCCCAAGGGCCAUAGCAUAUUAGAAUCUGCCAGGAUAUAGAAGAAGAUUAUUACCUGACCUUGAUGAAGAGAAGUUAGAAAAUAAAAUUCAAAGAAGAAAGGAUAUUAAAUUGUUUUAACAAAAAAUUGCAGGAAUCCAUUUAGAAUUUGUACGACCUCCUAAAUUUUCAAAUCCAAGUCUUCUUAAAGAUCCAAUAGAUGACAAAUUAAUUAUUGAGGAAGUUCAAUAAAGAUUCAAAUUACAAGUUACAAAAAAUCAUUUGUUGUCAAUGGUUAACAAAAUAACUACCUAUGGAUAAUUUACAUUAUAAAUUGAAAACUUCUACAGUCCAGAAUUGCAAGAUUACACAACAUUUCAAAUUACAGUAGUGACCAAAAAACCUAUUAUGAAAGUCUAAAAAUUGAUUGAUGAAGUGGCCACAAAGGACGAUUAGAACAAAGAUGAAAAUAAAGAUAAAUCGGACUAGAAAGUUGUAAAAUAAGGAAAAGAAAAAGAAAAGGAAAAGGAAGCCUAAAAUUCUAUAGAUUACGAUAAAACCUUUGAGACCACUUUAGUGAAAAAAGACUAAAUUACUCAUGAUACCUAUUUGUUUGGUUUUUAGAGUGAAGUCGAUAUCUAAUUAGAACCGGCUGAACAUUUUCAGAUCCUGUAAAUUUUUAUUCGUUUAUCCAAGAAUGAAAGAUUCAGAUGGGAUUGA
Molecule: messenger RNA, 825 nt
Organism: Paramecium tetraurelia
Lineage: Eukaryota; Ciliophora; Oligohymenophorea; Peniculida; Parameciidae
Exons: 4
Biological process (GO): translation
Cellular component (GO): mitochondrion; ribosome
Molecular function (GO): structural constituent of ribosome
Source: RefSeq, a predicted model, not a curated record